AUGACAAACUCACCAUCGACCGACGAUGUCCAAAUGGACGCCCCUGUGGACGCUCCCAUCGACAACACUCCCUCCUCUUUGACCUAUAUCCCACCCUCAGUUCACACCGAAGCCGCUCUCGCCGGGGACACAUUCACUCACGUGGUCGUACCGCCUUCUCUCCUCCCAUCCUCCCCCGAUGAUCCCGCUUCGGCCGUCCCUUGCUGCCUCGGCGUCGAUGAGGCCGGUCGCGGUCCCGUCCUUGGCCCCAUGGUCUACGGCGUCUUCUUCCUCCCGCUGACCAUCUCGGACUCUCUCCUCCGCGACACACAUCACUUUGACGACUCCAAGGUUCUCACGGCUGCCGUCCGAUCCAAGCUCAUGCGCACCCUCUGCACACCUGGUUCUGACCUGCAUACCGAGUGCGGGUGGGCGAUCAAGGCUCUCUCAGCGAGGGAUAUCACCACUGGCAUGCUCCAUCCUACGACGACUUAUAACCUCAACGCUCAGGCGCUGGAUGCUACCGUCGAUCUCAUCAAGGCUGCCUACGCCGCUGGCGUCAACGUCCAGGAGAUCUACGUCGACACUGUCGGACCCCCUGCUUCCCACCAGGCCAAGCUCCAGCGCUUCUUCCCCACGGCAAAAAUCACAGUAACAAAGAAGGCCGACAGUUUAUUCGCAUGCGUCAGUGCUGCUUCGGUAUGCGCCAAGGUAACCCGAGACGCGACACUGGAAGUGCUAUCCGACGCAAAGGGAGAGCUCACCGAGAACGGCAUGGGCUGGGGAUCUGGAUACUCGUCUGACAAGCGAUGCACCGGGUGGAUGAAGAACAGCAUGCACCCGCUGUUUGGAUGGGGACACGAGUGCCGGUUUGGUUGGGGGACGUCCAAGGAUAUGCUUGAGAAGGCGAAUGGCGUCAAGGUUGAGUGGCCGGUAGAGGAUGAUGGCGAGACGAGUAGAGUUACAGACUUUUUCACUGCGGCCGACAAGGAUAAGGAGUCAUCGGAGCUGGGUAAUUGGUUUGGUACACCCGCAGGCUUGGAGGCGUUCUAA
Molecule: messenger RNA, 1032 nt
Organism: Fusarium vanettenii 77-13-4
Lineage: Eukaryota; Fungi; Ascomycota; Sordariomycetes; Hypocreales; Nectriaceae
Exons: 1
Coding region: 1-1032 (343 amino acids)
Biological process (GO): DNA replication, removal of RNA primer; mismatch repair
Cellular component (GO): ribonuclease H2 complex
Molecular function (GO): RNA-DNA hybrid ribonuclease activity; RNA binding
Source: RefSeq, a predicted model, not a curated record